CCGGUCGGGCGGGCGAGCGACGAUUUGGACGUGCGUGCGACAGAUGUCGCAUGCCCAACACAACAUUUUCACCUGAUUGACUGGCUGGUGACAUCUUCCCGCUUCUUCGUCUUCUUCGUUCUCUUCGUCAUCGUCAUGUCUAUUUGGUCAGUGAGCUGAGGUAGUAGGGUUUCGGCCCUUCCGCGUUUCGUUUUCGUAAGUGGAUGAGUCGUAUCGGGGUGUGAAGCAGGAGAAGACGAAUAGGAAGAAGAGCGAAGAACUUCAACGGCGAUAUUUGCGGGGGUAGGUUUCAAAAUAUCGUUAGCGGCUGGAGGCGGCAAUCUUUUCCUGGCCGUUCUUUAUCUGUGUCCGCUCGCCUCGCUGAUGCUUCUUCCAGAGUGCUUGGUAUUAAGCAGGUAGGCACGGAGAGAGGUUUGCUUACUGUCAAGGGAAGGUAACAAGGGAUUUCGGCCGGAAGAGAAGAACAGACAAGACAAGAGAGACUCUAGCCAUGGCGUCGGCUUCGAGUGCGAUCCUCUGGGCUGCUCUAUUUACGUUAGCCGUGCUCGUGUUUCAUGCGGAGGGGUUGAGAUUUGAUUUGAUCGGACCGCACGCCAAGUGUAUUGGAGAGGAGAUUCAGAAAAAUGUGUUGGUUGUUGGCGAUUAUCAGGUUAUCGGGGUAACCGGCGGUGAUCCUUCAGUAAACAAAGUCUCUGUUAAAGUAACGUCGCCGUAUGGCGAGCAGCUUCAUCUCCAAGAGAGUGUGGAAAGAGGGCAGUUUGGUUACACAACGAAGGAGUCGGGCAAUUAUGCGGUCUGUUUCUGGCAGCCGGAUUCACGCACCACAGCAACGCUCACGAUCGACCUUGAUUGGAAGCAAGGUGUAUUCGCGAAGGAUUGGGAACAAUUUGCGAAGAAGGAGAAACUUGAUACCCUUGAGCUGGAGCUGAGAAAGUUGGAAGAGCAAGCGCAAGCUAUCCACGAUGAAAUGCUAUACAUGAAGGAGAGGGAGUCUGAAAUGCGCGACUUAAACGAGUUGACCAACUCGAGGGUGGCCUGGUUUAGCAUCUCCUCAUUGUUUAUCUGCUUAGCUGUCGCGGGUUGGCAGCUGUAUCAUCUGAAGAGUUACUUUGAAAGGAAGAAGUUGCUGUAGAAGCUGGUAGGAGAGUGGCAGCAGCAGUUGAUUUGCCGUCUUCGUGUACUGCCAUUUUUAACUCAGUUAAAGCAUCCAGGCGUGUUGUGAAGGAGCAGGUAUGUGGGUCUGGGAUCAGCGGCUGGAGGGACAGGAGGCAGGAGGGGUCUGCUCCUUGAGCAGAUGUCAGGUCGGGAGGAGGGGUCAGCUUAGGAAGAACUACGGCCAUAAUUGACUCACGUGAUGCACUUUGGAAAUGCCACGGUUGGCCCGACAGCAUGCAGGGUCCGUGACGUUGCUCUCGUGUUGAGACUGAGGGAUCCAGUUGUUGAUUUUCAAUGUGUCUAGUGCACUGUUUAUCAUUUAUCUGUUGAGGGUCGCACCAAGUUGGGACUCCUGGGAGGAGGAGCAGAGGGGGAGGGGAGGGGGCAGCUUAAGGUUGGAAGAUGUUGUGGGUGGCCAGGAUCGGGGAAAUCUUGGCCUGAAAGCAGCAUGUCCUUUGGUCGCUCCAGGUCUGGUCAUUCAUGUAGAGGGGUAUGGGAAAUGACCUCCAUAUCUGUUUCUUUUUCAUGGGUGCAUGCUUCUGGUGGUUGCUGGCAGCGUGAUUUGAUGCAGUUAUCAGCUAGAAGCCUAGAAUUCAAUUGCAGUGGCGGGGUCUAAUCCAUUCAGGCCAUGUUUGGCGGAGCUAUGAGCGAUCCGAGAUGCCAUGGGAGCGUCAAGCCAUUGCUUUGGCGAUACGGGUGGAUGUUUGGCAGGUGGUUUGGAGAAGGAAAAGGUCUGCGGGAUAAGGGACCGGACUUAUGGGGAGUCCCGAGGGGUGCUGCUUGGAGAAGGAAAAGGUCGCAGCCCAGGAAUUAGUUUGUAUCAAGGCCAGGCAAGCAUGUGUGUUAUGCCAUCUUCUUUGGUGGGCAUGAGCUGUGUAUGAUUUUCUACCCAGUACUGCUGAGCUCUUCAGCGUUGAGCAGUAUUUCAUUCAGGAUGCGAGUGGCCGUGACAUAUCGUAGAUAGUCUUAUCUGCAUUUCAUUCAGGAUGGGAGUGGCCGUGACAUAUCGUGGAUAGUCUUACCUUUGACUGAUGCAGAUAUUUCUUCGUGGAGCUGCAUGGUGACGGCUUCAAUCACAGGGUCAUUAUUUGGGUUUACUGGUCAGGCAUGUCCUUUUUUAAAUUGGCAGUGGUGUUGAGGGUGUGCAAGGACUGUGCCUAGUUCAAAAGGAUUUAGAGACUUGCUUCACUGCGGGGUUUUGCACAGUGCCAAUUUUCUGUCUUUUGUGGUGGACUGCUUUCUGCCACAACUUGUUCGUUUCACAAAUUUGUUUGAAAGAGAUCCUUCAUUGAUGAAGUUGCUUUUGAAAGGUUUUACCUUUUCUCUCUUGGAUUCCAGAUGUUGCUCUUUUCU
This is a messenger RNA of Chara braunii, 2508 nucleotides long. The record is from the annotation of a GenBank genome assembly. NCBI's taxonomy places the organism in Eukaryota, Viridiplantae, Streptophyta, Charophyceae, Charales, Characeae.